Molecule: messenger RNA, 8760 nt
Organism: Pseudopodoces humilis (Tibetan ground-tit)
Lineage: Eukaryota; Metazoa; Chordata; Aves; Passeriformes; Paridae
Source: RefSeq, a predicted model, not a curated record
AUGGGGCUAAGAGUGGCCAGCCUCUUCCUCCUCUGGCUGGCUCUUUCCUCUGCUAAUGAAAUAAAGAAAGGAAGGACAAGAAGCCAUGGCCACUAUGUCUGCAGCACUUGGGGAAACAACCAUUUCAAAACUUUUGAUGGAGACAUCUACCAAUUCCCUGGCAUUUGCGAGUACAAUUUUGUUUCCGACUGUCGAGAGGCUUACAAGGAAUUCUCUGUCCACAUCCAGCGUGCUCUCAACAGCAAUGGCCAUCCUGAGAUCCAGUAUAUUCUGAUGAAAAUCAAGGAUAUAAUGGUCUACCUCAAACCAAACCUGGUUGUAGUGGAAGGGCGGAUUGUGAAGACACCUUACUACACCUCUGGUGUCCUCAUUGAGAGCAAUGAAAUUUACACCAAGAUUUAUGCCAAAUUAGGCAUGGUUCUGAUGUGGAACCAGCAGGAUGCCCUGAUGGUGGAGCUGGACAACAAAUUUAAUAACCAUACCUGUGGUCUCUGUGGGGAUUACAAUGGAAUUCAAAUCUACAACGAGUUCAUCAAUGGAGAUGCAAGCUACAACUCAAUUACAUAUGGGAACAUGCAGAAGAUCAGCAAACCCAAUGCCAAAUGUGAAGAUCCAGAUGAAACUCAGGCUCUUCCAAGCUGUAAUGAGCAUCGUGAUGAGUGUCAGAGGUUGCUGACUUCCCCCGCAUUUGCCGAUUGUCGGCUACGUCUGAAUUUGGAAAUGUACAUCCAAGCCUGCAUGCAGGACAAGUGUGCCUGUAAUGGGAAGGAGGACUCCUUCUGCCUCUGCAGCACCAUCUCUGAGUAUUCCCGCCAGUGUUCACACGCAGGCGGCCGCCCGGGAGAAUGGAGGACACAGAACUUUUGCUCCAAGAGCUGUCCUGCUACCAUGGUCUAUAGAGAAAGCAGCUCACCCUGCAUGGAUACUUGCUCACACUUGGAGAUCAGCAGCCUUUGUGAGGAGCACUACAUGGAUGGCUGUUUCUGCCCUGAAGGAACUGUGUAUGAUGAUAUCAGUGAAAAAGGCUGCAUCCCUGUUAGCCAGUGCCACUGCAAACAUGGUGGAAAGGCGUAUGCACCUGGAGAAAGCAUUUCCAAAGAAUGUGAAGAAUGCACCUGUAAUUCAGGCAGAUGGACCUGCAAAGAUUUACCCUGCCCAGGCACAUGCUCAGUGGAAGGAGGUUCCCAUAUUACCACCUUUGAUGGGAAGAAGUACACCUUCCAUGGAGACUGCUACUAUGUGUUGGCCAAGGAUACUGCAAAUGAAAGUUACGCUCUCCUGGCAGAGCUGGCUCCCUGUGGUUCCACGGACAAACAGACCUGCUUGAAGAAUGUUGUGCUGUUAGUGGAUAACAAAAAGAAUGUGGUGGUUUUCAGAUCAGAUGGCAGUGUGCUCCUGAAUGAGAUGACAGUGAAUGUGCCUCAUGUGUCAGCCAGCUUCUCAGUAUUCAAGCCAUCUUCCAGCUACCUUGUUGUACAAACUUCUUUUGGGCUUCAGAUGCAGAUCCAGCUGUUUCAAGUCAUGCAGCUGUUUGUGACUGUGGAUCAAUCAGUUAAAGGAAAACUUCAAGGUCUUUGUGGAAACUUCAACGGAAAGGAAGGUGAUGACUUUAGAACAACUAGUGGGCUGAUUGAGGCUACAGGAUCUGCCUUUGCUAACACAUGGAAGGCUCAGUCCACCUGCACAGACCAGGCAGAAAAGCUGGAAGACCCCUGCAGUCUCAGCAUUGAAAGUGCAAAUUAUGCUGAGCAUUGGUGCUCUUUGCUGAGAAACCCAAAGGGUCCUUUUGCAAGAUGUCACUUAGCCAUUGAUCCUUCAGAAUACUAUAAGAAAUGUAAAUAUGACACCUGCCUCUGUGAAGACAAUGAAGAAUGUCUGUGUGCUGCCCUGUCCUCUUACUCAAGAGCCUGUGCUUUCAAAGGGAUCAUACUGGGAGACUGGAGAAAGAGUGUCUGCAGUAAUGAAGCAUCUUCUUGCCCUGGAAAUCAAGUCUUCCUUUACAAUCUUACAAUGUGCCAGCAAACCUGUCGUUCCCUUGCUGAUGGUGAAAAGUAUUGCUUGCAAGACUUUGCUCCUGUGGAUGGCUGUGGCUGCCCACCCAAUACGUACUUGGAUAAGCAUGAUAACUGUGUGCCCAUCUCCCAGUGCCCAUGUUAUUACAAGGGAUCAUACCUGGAACCUGGUGAAUAUUUCACAAAAGACGGAGAACGCUGUGUUUGCCGAAAUGCGAAGAUCCAGUGCACUUCAGUGAAAAUAAGAAUGAGAAGUGGAAAAGAAUGUUCUUCCAACAAGACAUACUUUGACUGCAAUGCAUCCUCAAAGUGGACAUCGCAAACACCUCUACAACUUAGCUGUCAUACUCCUCAAACUGAUCAUUUCCAGACAGAGUGUGUCUCAGGCUGUGUGUGUCCUGAAGGUCUGUUUGAUGAUGGCAGAGGGGGCUGUGUUGAGCAAAAAGAUUGCCCAUGCAUUCAUAACAAUGAGUGGUAUUCUUCUGGAGGCAAGAUAAAAGUGGACUGCAAUACCUGCACCUGCCAGAAAGGGGUUUGGGAAUGCACUGAUGAUGUGUGCUAUGGGACUUGUAUGAUAUAUGGAAGUGGCCAUUAUAACACUUUCGAUGGGAAAUUCUAUGACUUUGAUGGGAGCUGUGAAUAUGUGGCUACUCAGGACUUCUGUGGUGCGAAAAAUUCCAGCGGCUCAUUCAGUAUCAUCACAGAGAAUGUCCCCUGUGGAACUACAGGAGUCACAUGCUCAAAGGCUAUCAAAAUGUUCCUAGGGAAAACUGAACUGAAAUUGGAGAACAAAGAGUACAAAGAAAUUCAGCGAGACGUUGGUGAUGAUGUGCAGUAUUGGAACAGGACAGUCGGCCUGUACCUGGUUAUUGAGGCUAGCAACGGUGUGAUGCUGAUCUGGGACAAGAAGACUACUGUUUUCAUCAAGCUGAGCCCUGAUUACAAAGGCAAAGUGUGUGGUCUGUGUGGCAACUUUGAUGACAAGGCAAACAAUGACUUUACAACAAGGAGUGGACUGCAGGAGACUAAUCCUCUGGAUUUUGGAAAUUCCUGGAAACAAUCUCCCAUGUGCCCAGAUGUCACAGAAGAGAUUAAGCCCUGUGAUCUGAAACCACACCGGAAGUCCUGGGCAGAGAAAGAAUGCAGCAUCAUUCAGAGUGAAGUCUUCAAAAUUUGUCACUCCAAGGUGAACCCACAUCCUUUCUAUGAAGCUUGUGUUCAUGAUGCCUGCUCUUGUGACAGCGGUGGAGACUGUGAGUGCUUCUGCUCUGCAGUUGCAGCGUACGCCCAAGAGUGCAUCAAGGCUGAGGCCUGUGUUUUCUGGAGAACUCCUGAUAUCUGCCCAAUAUUCUGUGACUACUACAAUCCUCGCAAUGAGUGUGACUGGCACUAUGAGCCUUGUGGCAGUAAUAUCACAACCUGCAGGAUGAUCAAUAAUGUCAGCACCAACUUUACAGUACCACUACUGGAAGGUUGCUACCCCAGAUGCCCUAAGGACAAGCCUAUUUAUAAUGAAGAGACAAAGGAAUGUGUGACUGAAGACCAAUGUGGAUGUUACCUCGAGGAUGGAACCCAUAUACAACCUGGGCAAGAAGUACCCACAGAAGAAAACUGUACAAUAUGUGUCUGUGUCCCAUCAGGAUCCAUACAGUGUAAACCACUCCCAGGGUGUCCUUGUGUCAUCAAUGGAACGAGUUACGAAGUGGGUACUGUUGUGGGACAAGUACAGGAUGGUGACAUAUGUAUAAUAUACAUCUGUGCAGAAAAUGGUUCUGUAGUUCCUGGUGAAGUCUAUCCUUGUCCAACAUCUUCACCUACAACCAUUUCAACCUCCUUCCCUUCCAGUACUCUUACCACCACUACCACAGUUUCCACUACAAGCCAUCCAGUAACUACAACUCCUUGCUUUGGACUAAUCUGUGAUUGGACUGAGUGGUUUGAUGUUAGUAAACCUGAAGAAGGUGGUGGUGACUAUGAAACAUAUGAUGAAAUAAGAAAACAUGGAUACAAGAUAUGUACAGCUCCUGAAGAAAUUGAAUGCAGGGCUAAGGAUAAACCUGAUGUGAGCUUAGAUGAUCUUGGUCAGAAAGUAGAGUGUAAUGUUAAAUAUGGGCUUAUCUGCAAAAAUGAUGAGCAAGAUGUAACUAUGUGGCCACUUUGCUAUAAUUAUGAAAUCAGAGUAAACUGUUGCGAGUGGCAAGAAAUUCCUUGUGGGUCUACAAUUAUACCUACUAUAUCACAAGCUCCAACCACCACCAAGACAACAAUACCCACAACCACGACUUCAACAGAGAUUACCACCCCGCCACCUAUACACAUCCAUUCCACAACAAGCACACCGAGCACAGCAUCCCCUACAUCGGAAUUGCCAACCACUUCCACGUUGCCAGAGACUCCCAGCACCACCACCACCACCACCACCACCACCACCACCACCAGCAGAUCACCGACAACAACACCGUUUACACCAAGUACUGUCUCCUGUGAGUGCAUCUGGUCUGACUGGAUUGAUGUGACCUACCCAGACGGUUCCAACAAGGACAGUGGUGACUACGAAACCUUUGAGAACAUUUGGAAGAACGACCCCUCCUGGGAGUGUGCCAAAGUUGAGAAUAUUUCAUGCCGAGCAGAGAAAUUCCCUAACACGCCCAUUGCAGAUUUAGGGCAGAAAGUGCAAUGUGAUGUUGACGUAGGGCUCAUCUGUAACAAUAAAGAUCAGCAGAUAGGAGGUAUAGUACCGAUGCCAGUCUGCCUCAACUACGAGAUCAGUGUCUGCUGCACCCCGAACAGACCAGAGUGUCUUUCACCUCCAAGCACCACGAGCACCACAACUUCCACAGCUUCAACCACAACUAGCAGUGUGUCCCCUCCAAUAUCAACAACCACUCCAACGACAACAACAGAGAAGACUCCCACCACUACCACCCCUACCACCACCCCAACAACCACCACCACCAGCACCACCACCACGCUGCCCCCCAGCACCACCACCAGCCCUCCGAGCACAACCACAACGGUUCCUGUCUCAACAACACCCAUGUCAACUACUUCAAGCACAUCCACGCCCACACCAACAUACACCACCACCACACCAACUCCAGGCACACCUCCAUCCACACCGAGGACAGUACCCACUCCAUCAGAAUUGCCAAGCACUCCCUCGUCACCAGAGACUCCUGCCACCACCACCACCACCACCAGGACUUCUCCAACCACAACCACAACUGUUACUGGAUCACCAACACCCACCUCAACUAGUUCUAGCACAUCCACUGCCACACCAACAUAUACCACCUCCACACCAACUCCAGGCACACCUCCAUCCACACUGAGCACACCAAAAUCAACAACCACUCCCUCACCACCAGUGACUUCCACCACCACCACCACCAGCCCUCCGAGCACAACAACUACUGUUACUGGAUCAACAACAACUGUCUCAACUCCUGAAACAGUCCCACCUUCAUCCACACCAAGCACACCAAAAUCGACAACCACUCCCUCGCCACCAAAGACUCCCACCACCACCAGCCCUCUGAGCACAACCACAACUGUUACUGGAUCACCAACACCCACCUCAACUACUUCAAGCACAUCCUCACCAACACCAACUACACCACCACCACACCAACUCCAGACACCAGAGGUACCGACAGAGACAAGCACUCCAGUUACUCCUUCAGCUACCCCAUUGCCAACAACAAGAACGACAGAAAUAAGUACGCCUCCUGCAAGCACCACUAGUCAACAGUCAACAUCACCGGUGUCAACAAGCCCAGUGACAGCUACCACUUCUGAAGUCACUGAAACAGGAUCAACCACCAAGACAACCACUUCAGGCCCCACACCCUCAAGGUCCACCAGCACCACACCAGUAACAGAAACACCUGUCCAUGAGACCACUACCACCAGGACCCCAAGCCCUCCAACAGGAUCAUCUCCCACCACUUCUAGCCCUGGCACCACCACAACCUCAGGACCAAGCAGCCCUACAGGAACACUACCAAUAUCAACAACUCCAUUCACUCAAACAGGAUCAACCACCAAGACAACCACUUCAGGCCCCACACUGUCAGUGUCCACUCCCUCCACCACCACAGUAGGAACAGAAACAAGUACCCCAGGGACAACCUCUGCAACUGUUACUACUCCAACAACAUCAACCCGCCCUGUGUCAAACACCACCUCUGGUACUACUCCAACAGAAAGCUUUACCACCACUUCAGGAACCACCUCUAGUACUUUUACCACAGUCAAUGCAACCACCACUUCCACCACCCUUCCCCCUGGCUCAACUACUACAUCUGGGCCUACUGCAACCUCAACUGCAGUCACCACUACAGGAAGUUCUACACACAGUGUAACUCCUCCAGUUAAUGGCUCGAGUACAACUACAGGUCUAAUACCAACAACUAAAAAAACUUGUACUAUUUUCCCUAAUGAAUCUUAUGAGCAAGGUGAGUCAUGGUGGCUCUGUAACUGCACUAAGGUAAUAUGUAUAGAAGACAACAUUGUCCAGGUGAUUCCAGUAAUCUGCAAUCCACCUCCAAAACCAACGUGUGCCAAUGGACUGUCUCCUGUGCCAGUCAUUGAUGAGGAUGGAUGCUGUUGGCACUGGGAGUGUGAUUGCUACUGCACUGGCUGGGGAGAUCCACAUUACAUGACUUUUGAUGGAUUGUACUACAGCUAUCAAGGGAAUUGUACAUAUGUCCUUGUGGAAGAGAUAAAUAAGAAAGUCGACAACUUUGGUGUCUACAUUGAUAAUUAUCAUUGUGAUGUACGGGAUGUAGUGUCCUGUCCUCGAACGCUCAUCGUGAGACAUGAGACUCAGGAAGUGAGGCUAACAACAGCACAACCAAAUACUCUACAAGUAGAGGUGACAGUAAACAACCAGCUUGUGGCUUUGCCUUAUAAGAAGUUUGGUGUAAGCAUCUAUGAGUCAGGCAUAAAUCGUGUUGUGGAAAUUCCUGAGCUGAAAAUGAAUGUGACCUACAAUGGCUUGUCCUUUUCUAUCAGAAUGCCCUACAGCCUGUUUGGCAACAACACCCAGGGCCAGUGUGGUACUUGCAAUAACAACACGGCAGAUGACUGCAUGCUGCCAAAUGGAAACAUUGCAGCAAACUGUGAAACCAUGGCAGAUCACUGGCAAGUUGUUGAUCCAUCCAAACCACAGUGCUCUCCAGGCCUAGUUCCUACAGGUUCACCUAGCACAACACCAACACAGCCUUGCAAAGAAUCUUCCAUCUGUGAGCUUCUUUUGGGAAGUGUGUUCAAGCCAUGCCAUGCAUUUGUCCAACCUGAAAAGUACUAUGCAGCCUGUGUUUUUGAUAGCUGUGUACUUCCCAACCUAGACCUGGAAUGCUCAAGUCUGCAGAUCUACGCUGCCACCUGUGCCGAUCAAGGCAUGUGCAUUGACUGGAGAAAACACACCAAUGGUGUAUGCUGCACUCAUGAAUGUCCUCCAGGUAAAGAAUACAGAGCAUGUGGUCCUAUUAAAGAGAUGACCUGCAAAUCAAGAGGACAGAACAACACAUCAACUAAACAAGUGGAAGGCUGUUUCUGUCCUAAUGGAACCAUGCUGUAUGACUCUGGUGUGGAUGUCUGUGUGAAAACCUGUGGCUGUGUAGGAGUGGAUAUGAUACCAAGAGAGUUUGGAGAAGAGUUUACAGUGGACUGUCAGGACUGUAUUUGCCUGGAAGGUGAACAUGGCAUUGUGUGUAAGCCUCACAUAUGUGAACAAAAGAAUGUCACCUGUGAUGGAGAAGGCUUCUAUGAGGUCACUGAAGUCAAUCCUAAAGACUCCUGCUGCCCUCUUUUCACUUGCAAAUGCAAUACAAGCUUGUGCACAGCUAAAGCCCCCAAGUGCUCACUGGGAUUCGAAGUUCAUUCUUAUAUUCCCAGUGGUCAGUGCUGUCCUGUAUACCAAUGUGUUCCCAAGGGGGUUUGCGUACACGAGAAUGCUGAGUUCUUGCCCAACUCCUCAGUCUUUGUUGACAAGUGUCAGAAUUGUUUCUGCACAAAUGAUGUUAACGUCAGCACUCAACUGAAUAUCAUCUCCUGUGAACGUGUCCCCUGCAACACAUACUGUCAACCAGGAUAUGAAAUUAAACCAGUGAAAGGUGAAUGCUGUGGAAAAUGUGUGCAGACCAAGUGUAUUAUACACACAGCAGACAAUUCUGAACUCAUCUUGAGUCCUGGAGACUUUAAAAAUGAUCCUCACAACAACUGCACCAUUUAUAGCUGUGUAGAUGUCCAUAACCAGCUUAUUGCUUCCACAUCUGAGAUUACCUGUCCAGCAUUCAAUGAGGACAGCUGCAAACCUGGAACUAUUUCGUUCUUACCUAAUGGUUGUUGCAGAACCUGUGCCCCUCUGGACAGCCGCACACCGUGCUCUGUGCGCCACAGACAAGACUUCAUUGUCUACCGUGGCUGCCGCUCCGUGGACAGAGUCGACUUGACUGAAUGUGAAGGAACAUGUGGAACCUUCUCGCUAUACUCUGCUGAGGCCAAUUCUAUGGACCACAGCUGCUCCUGCUGCAGAGAAACACAGACCACUGAGAAGCACGUGGUUCUGAGAUGCCCCGGUGGGCGCUCAAUGUCACACAAGUACGUCUACGUGGAGAGCUGCAGCUGUCAGGACACUGAAUGCAGCAGGCCAAAGUCUAAUGAGCUGCAGAACAAUGAAGAAAAUGACAAGGCAAGCACUCUGAACCGGAUCAAGAGAGCCAUCAGCUUAACAUCAAAAUGA